Molecule: messenger RNA, 1092 nt
Organism: Penicillium antarcticum
Lineage: Eukaryota; Fungi; Ascomycota; Eurotiomycetes; Eurotiales; Aspergillaceae
Exons: 2
Coding region: 1-1092 (363 amino acids)
Source: RefSeq, a predicted model, not a curated record
AUGACAGACCCAUUGAAGUCCUUUGACGACUCGGGCCGGCCGAAGCCGGCCGACAUCUCCAGGAAAGUCUACGCGAUUGCCGGCAUUUCAGUAACUGUCUUUGGACUGGAAGAGCUCCGUUCAGAGGCAUCCGAAGUAGCAUGUCUAUGGCUACUUCACCCUAGACUGGCUACCCAGGAACGGAUGACUGGUAUCGCCAACUCAACCAUCACCGAUUGGAACACAAGAAACGAAGAUACGCCUUCGGCUAAGGGCCUAAUUGCUGUUUCUUUUGACCAGCGAAACCACGGAACGCGUAUGGUUGAUCCUCUUGCCAAUGAGGCAUGGAGACAAGGCAAUCCUCGCCAUGCGCAGGAUAUGUUCUCUAUUUUCCAGGGCACUGCUAAAGAUACAUCGCUGCUGAUGGACUACCUCGCAGCUUACACUUUCCCCAGUGGGGAGCACAAGAUCACCGAGAACCUAGUUCUAGGUGUUUCAUUGGGCGGGCACGCAGCGUGGAGCUGUCUGUUGCACGAGCCUCGCGUCAGUGCCGGUGUGGUUAUCAUUGGAUGCCCGGACUAUAUCAACCUCAUGGCAGACCGCGCACGACUGUCGAAGCUUCCUUCAUGGACAGAGAGCAACCCUCCAGGUGCAAAAGUUCUUGGCUCGGAGGCUCUGCCAACAUCAUUCCUUGAUACCGUCAAGCAAUACGACCCUGCCAGCAUGAUGUUGAAGCAUGUGGAUUGCGGACCCUCGACUGGGCCUUUGCGCGAAGGAACUUUACCUCAGCCGUCUGAAAGCGAGCAGCAGGUACUCCGACCACUCUUGACUAAGUGCUUGGCUAGAAAGCGCAUAUUGAACCUGUCUGGUGGCGUGGACAAGCUUGUGCCGUAUCACCGUGGAGAGCAGUUCCUUAAAUGGCUCAAGCAGGGUAUCUCGUCCGAUGGGUGGUUUGGUGACGGUGCUGUUUCAUUCGAAGAUAUCAUUGACCAGACGGCGGGUCAUGAGGUGACUGGAAAGAUGGUCGAUGAGGCUGUUCGGUUUAUCAGUAAGACACUGGCAGGUUCGGAUAAGGCUGGCCGGCGAGGUUCGGUGCGAGAUUCGAAGAUCUAA